GCCAAAAAUGUCGGCUCGGUCAUGUGAUCAGCUGUGUCCAAUCACAGUGCCACCUAUCAGUGCCCAUCAAUGCCACCUGCCAGUGCCCAUCAGUGCCACAUCAAUGCCACAUAUCAGUGCCUAUGAGUGCACAUCAAUGCCGCAUAUCAGUGCCCAUCUGAGCUGCCGGUCAGUGCCACCUAUCAGUGCUGCCAAUCAGUGCCACCGGCCGGUGCCUCAUCAGUGCCACCUAUCAGUGUCCAUCAGUGCAGCCUAUCAGUGCCCAUCACUACAGCCUCAUUAGCGCACAUCAGAAGGAGAAAAAUCACUUAUUUACAAAAUUUUAUAA
Molecule: messenger RNA, 328 nt
Organism: Staurois parvus
Lineage: Eukaryota; Metazoa; Chordata; Amphibia; Anura; Ranidae
Source: the annotation of a GenBank genome assembly